This is a messenger RNA of Drosophila busckii, 4118 nucleotides long. RefSeq names its product frizzled-2 (gene fz2). Gene Ontology annotation, cellular component: plasma membrane. The transcript is spliced from 3 exons. Lineage: Eukaryota; Metazoa; Arthropoda; Insecta; Diptera; Drosophilidae. Gene Ontology annotation, molecular function: Wnt-protein binding; Wnt receptor activity. The record is from RefSeq and is a predicted model, not a curated record. Bases 811 to 2922 code for a protein of 703 amino acids. Gene Ontology annotation, biological process: canonical Wnt signaling pathway; non-canonical Wnt signaling pathway.
AUAAAAAACAAGAUUUGCCGCUUGUUAUUGUUGCUAUUGCCUGAUCUCGCGGUGAUCGAUGACAACGACAACGAGUCAACGGAAAAAUUGGAUUUUGGUUUGGCGCUCGCUCGAUCGCCUCCUUCAGUCUGUCGCCUGUCUACUUGAGCCCGACACCUAAACGCAUAGUUGAACAUACUUAUUAGUGCCCCCCCCCACACACACACACACACACAAUCAUAUACGCGAGUUUGUGUGUGUGCGUGUGUAUCUGUCAGAUAAGUCGACAGUAAUUUUGGCACUACAUGAAAUUUUAAUUAAAAAAUCUGUACAAAAAUAAAAUCAAAUUACUCGAAGGCGAAGGCGCACACCAAACCAAACAUCAAACUGUCUGUCUAUGAGUUGCUGCAGCUGCAACUUUCCACAAGCGAGUGUGUUGCAUAUGUGUGUGUGUCCGUGUGUGUAAAGGUGUUGUGUCUGUCGUUUAAACAAACGUGAAAUUGGAUUAACUCUGACAGUUGCACGGCGGUUUUUAAUUACCAGAUUUUUCCCCACGCCCUGUGGGGACUUGCAAACAAAUAAAUAAGCUAGCAGCACCGAACCCAACGGAAUUCUCCAUGUCGCCAUAACUGAGCAUAAACGGAAUGGAAAAAAUGUUAGGCCACGCCGUUAGUCAAUUGAGGACAAUUUGACGCUGAGGAGAUUCAUUGAAUUCCAAGCACACAGCUUCACCCAUAAAAUCAGUGAACAAAAUCAGAAAGUGAAUUGAAGAAAAGUCUCUUUCUCUCUUUCUCUCCGAGCAACUCUUAAAUCAACAUACACACAUACAAAAUGCGAGAGCAUCAUACGCGAAGACGACGAACUCCAGCCAUGCUGCUCAGCCUGAUCUUCAGCGGCACGCUGCUCUGCCUGGUCAGCGUGCGGGCGGACAGCUCACAGCAUAUGACGGACAAUGGCGGCGGAGUCGGUGGUCACAUGGGCAUGGGCGGCAUGGGCUCGCACUCGAUGGAGGUGAGUCCGGCGCCGGGCUAUGGCGUGCCGGCCAUACCCAAGGAUCCGAACUCACGCUGCGAGGAGAUCACGAUACCCAUGUGCCGUGGCAUUGGCUACAACAUGACCUCGUUUCCCAACGAAAUGAACCACGAGACGCAGGACGAGGCGGGUCUGGAGGUUCACCAGUUCUGGCCGCUGGUCGAAAUCAAGUGCUCGCCCGAUCUCAAGUUCUUCCUGUGCAGCAUGUAUACCCCCAUCUGCCUGGAGGAUUACCACAAGCCCCUGCCCGUCUGCCGCAGCGUCUGCGAACGCGCUCGCUCCGGCUGUGCGCCCAUCAUGCAGCAGUACAGCUUCGAAUGGCCGGAGCGCAUGGCCUGCGAGCAUCUGCCGGUGCAUGGGGAUCCCGAGAAUCUCUGCAUGGAGCAGCCAUCGUACACGGAUUCGGGCAGCGGCUCGUCGGGCGGCAGUGGAGGUAGCGGCUCUGGCUCGGGAGCUGGUGGCAAGCGCAAGGGCGGCAGCAGCGGUGGUGGCGGCGCUGGUGGUGGCUCUGGUACUUCUGGUACCACCAAGUGCAAGGGCAAAAAUUCAAAAAACUGUCAAAAUUCCCUAGGAGAAAAGGGAAGCGGAAGGGAGUGCAGCUGCUCGUGCCGCUCGCCGCUGAUCGUCCUGGGGAAGGAGCAGCUCAUGCAACAGUCGCCCAUGUCCAUGCACCAUCCGUGGUACAUGAACCUCACUGUGCAAAGGAUCGCCGGCGUGCAAAACUGCGCCAUACCCUGCAAGGGUCCGUUCUUCACCAACGACGAAAAGGACUUCGCCGGCCUGUGGAUCGCGCUCUGGUCGGGCCUCUGCUUCUGCAGCACGCUCAUGACGCUCACCACGUUCAUCAUCGACACCGAGCGCUUUAAGUACCCCGAGCGUCCCAUCGUCUUCCUCUCCGCCUGCUACUUCAUGGUGGCCGUGGGCUACCUCUCGCGCAACUUCCUCCAGAACGAGGAGAUCGCCUGCGACGGACGCCUGCUGCGCGAGAGCUCCACCGGUCCCCACUCCUGCACCCUGGUCUUUCUGCUCACCUACUUCUUUGGCAUGGCCUCCUCCAUCUGGUGGGUCAUACUCAGCUUCACCUGGUUCCUGGCCGCCGGACUCAAGUGGGGCAAUGAAGCCAUCACCAAGCACUCGCAGUACUUCCACCUGGCCGCCUGGCUCAUACCCACAGUCCAGUCCGUGGCCGUGCUGCUGCUCUCCGCCGUCGACGGCGAUCCCAUACUGGGCAUCUGCUAUGUGGGCAAUCUCAAUCCGGAUCAUCUGAAGACCUUUGUGCUGGCGCCACUCUUUGUCUACCUGGUCAUCGGCACCACCUUCCUCAUGGCGGGCUUUGUCUCGCUCUUCCGCAUCCGGUCGGUCAUCAAGCAGCAAGGCGGCGUCGGCGCCGGCGUCAAGGCGGACAAGCUCGAGAAGCUCAUGAUACGCAUUGGCAUCUUCUCCGUACUCUACACAGUGCCCGCCACCAUUGUCAUUGGCUGCUAUUUGUAUGAGGCGGCCUACUUUGAGGACUGGAUCAAGGCGCUGGCCUGUCCCUGCGCCCAGGUCAAGGGUCCCGGCAAGAAGCCGCUCUACUCCGUGCUGAUGCUCAAAUACUUUAUGGCUCUGGCCGUGGGCAUUACGUCGGGCGUGUGGAUCUGGUCGGGCAAGACGCUCGAGAGCUGGCGUCGCUUCUGGCGGCGUCUCUUCGGCGCACCGGAUCGCACUGGCGCCAACCAGGCGCUCAUCAAGCAGCGUCCGCCCAUCCCACAUCCCUAUGCCGGCUCCGGCAUGGGCAUGCCCGUGGGCUCGGCGGCGGGCUCGCUGCUGGCCACGCCCUACACACAGGCGGGCGGUGCUUCGGUGGCUUCCACCAGCCACCACCAUCUGCACCACCACGUUCUCAAGCAGCCGGCGGCGAGUCAUGUAUGACAUGGAGAGUCAGGAGGAGCUUCAACCAUGGGUGGCGGCAGCGUGCUGGGCGGUCAUGGCACACUGAUGAGCACGGCGGGCAUGAGCAAUAGUACGGUCGGCGGUGGCAUGGGAGCUCCUCCUGGCAGCUUAUUACAAGGAGGUGGAGGCAUUGGCGGCGCCAAUGGCGUACCCAACGCCAAUGUUUACGGCAACGUUAAUGGCAACGGCGGUGUGGGCGGAGUUGGUCAGAAUACGGGGACGGCAGAUUCGCGCGCCGUCUCUGUGGUGGUUACAUUGCCCGGCGGGCCGGGUUCUCAACAUCCCGGGCAAGCAUUGAGCGAUUAUGGUCCCAUAUAGUUAAUGGUACGCCCGGACACGGCGCAUUGGGUCUCAACGAGCAGUUUCAGUCAGCUCUAGGAGCAAUCACACACACACAGACAGACACUUAAACCAUCUCUCUCUCUCUCUCUCUCUCUCUUUAUCAGACUCUUCUCUGUCUCUCUCUCUCUCUAGCUGUUCCAUAAUCUACUCAGAGGUUUUUGUAAGCAACGCCAUAUUAAUUUUUGUAGCUGUAGUUUGUUUAGUGAAAAGCGCAAAACAGAUUUUAAAACCAUUUUGCCUAUAACAAUCUAGUCCAAAGAAGAAGAAACCUUUGAAGCAUAUAUCAGAGACAAGCAGCCACAGCCAGCAGUGAAGCAGUGAUGAGAUCAGGAGCGCGGAGUUAGAGCUUGGGAGCAAGGAAACGUCUCAGUUGAGUAGCAACAACAACAAGAAAUACCCAGCGCACUUUUAAUUUUGUGGCCAUUUAGUUCUGGCUGAUAAACAAUAAUAAAAAACAAAUCUUGGGUUCGUACCAUUUACUUUCUUCAACGAAAUAGACUGAGCGAAUAAAACGAUAAACGAUAAAUAAAAUUAAAUAAAUACAUUUAAAAUCAGGAGAUAAAUCAAGCAGAGCGAGAUGAAAAGUGAAAACAUUCUGCCCCCAACCCACACUGCCAAGUCAGAGCCACGAGCCAUAUAUACAUAUAUAUAUUUUGAAAUUAAAUACAACUAACGUUUAAAUCUAAAAAUAGCAUAAACACACACACAUACAUACACACGCUUUCGAAUUCGCAAUGCGAUUUUUAAGGUUGUCGCCGGAGAGAGCAAAGCGAGCGCACAGUGUUGCUAAACAAACAAAAAAAGAAGAAGAAGAAGCAAAGGCAAAAACAAAA